This is a messenger RNA of Lotus japonicus, 1152 nucleotides long. RefSeq lists its product as uncharacterized. The record is from RefSeq and is a predicted model, not a curated record. Bases 105 to 968 code for a protein of 287 amino acids. Lineage: Eukaryota; Viridiplantae; Streptophyta; Magnoliopsida; Fabales; Fabaceae. The transcript has 3 exons.
AGAAACGCUUCUCUAUCAUUCUCAUUCUCCUCAAAAUCAAUUGACGUCUUCUGCGGCUGCUGCGGCUUCAAUCUUCUCAAUCGAUUUUCUCACUCCAUCGAGCUAUGGAGAAUGAAGCAAAUGGGGAUCCAAGGAAGAGUCGUACUUGGACUUUGAUAGAAGAGGAGAAUCUUAUGAAUAUUUUACAAGAAUUGGUUGUUGAAGGUCAAAAACAGCCAAAUGGCAAAUUUAAAGCAGGAGCACAUGAGAUAGCUGCCCAAAGAAUGAAGGCUAGGAUGGAAGGUAUUGACAUUACUUUUAAACAUGUGGCAAAUAAGCUGAAACGAUGGAACACAAAAUAUACUGCAGUGUUUGACAUGAUAAAUACAAGUGGAUUUGGAUGGGACGACACCAAAAAAUGUGUUAUAGUUGAUAGCCUGCAAGUGUUGCAACAAUAUUUAGCACAUCACCCGAGAGCUCAAAAUUUUGUCAACAAAUCAUAUCCAGAAUAUGAGAAGAUGCAAAUCAUAUUUGGAAAGGAUCGUGCUGAUGGUCACAUUGCUGAGUCAUUUGCUGAUGCUGCAGAAGAUACUCAACAAGAAAAUGAUUUAGGCAAUGAGGCCACUCAAGAAGAGAGUAAGAUUCCUAUAAACUCACCUCAAUCUGUUCCUAUUCCAGGACCAGCUUCAACUUCUCGAGCUUCAAGAAAACGUGCUAGAGAAAAUGAUAGAUUAAUAGCAUGUGUUGAAGCUUUUGCUACAAGUGUUAGCGCAGCAAAUGAUAACAUGGCAAUGGUGGCUAACAACUUUGCACCUCAAAACCGAGAGCAUGACUUGGUUGCAGAUGAACUUAAGAAGCUUAAUUUAACACGUGCUGAUCGUAUUGAAGCCACUAUUAAGAUAGCAAAAUGUCCUACACUUACAGGGUUGUUUCUCAAGAUGGAAGGAGAGGACAGGGAUGAAUUCGUUAAUAAGGUGCUCAAGGAUUGAAACUAGAUGCUACCAAGAAAGACAUUUAUCAGAUUUGGUUAUGUUUUUUGGUUCAAAGAUACAUUGUUAGGGUGUUUUGGUUGACCUCUUAUUUAAGCUUUUAUUUUAUUUGGAUGACAUUAGAACAAUAUUUGUUGUUAUGAUAUUUUGUGGAUGAAUAUGAAUUUCUCUUCGAUGAUUUUUU